Molecule: messenger RNA, 925 nt
Organism: Symbiodinium natans
Lineage: Eukaryota; Dinophyceae; Suessiales; Symbiodiniaceae
Source: the annotation of a GenBank genome assembly
GUCAACAUGGAAGCUGCAAGUUGCAUCCCGCGGUGUGCUGGAUGUGCCAUGGGAGGCUCGACGAAGUAACAUCAUUCGAGUGACUCGACAGGAAUGUGAUGAAUGUUCCACCUUGGAAGAUCUCUACAGGGACAACAAUUUGGUUUUCCUUCUUUUCCAUGAGCGGAAUCUCGUGUCGCACCAUGCGUACAAGGGUGCCAUCGUUGCGGGCUUUCACGAGGUGUGUAAGGAUCUUCGCUGGUCUAAGGUUACUUGUGGCAUCGUGGACAUGAUAGAGGACAGGGCAUACGCUGAGAAAUACAUCGAUCCCAAGACGGCUCCUGCGCACAUUGCCGUGCAAGCUGGCGAGCCGGUGCCUUCAAAGAAGGAAUGGAUCCAGAAGCUCUUGGACAAACCUGGAGACAAGGGCACUAUGCUCUGGCACUUAAAGCAGCAGCUGGUGCCGGAAGAGUUGGGAGAAGCCCUGCACAUCUCCAUGGAGAUAGCAAGACCGGACCAGCUGGAGCCCCUGGCCAAGAAGCACGAGGUCCUCCUCGUGGCCAACCUGGCAGCACAGGGAGGCGCCUCACGGGCGUCGGUUGAGUCUUUUCGCGCCUUUGCGCAGCAGCUGUUUCUACUGGGAAAAGUGCCUGCCCAAGUCCCUGUCAGCCAGAAGACGGGUGCUUCAAAGAAAGCAGGCAAGAAGCAGCAGCAGCUGCGUCAGAGGGCGCGGCCUCUGUUUGUGGCCUUGACGCAGGAUUCAUCGUCAGUGCCAGUGCCACGUGGCCAGAUGGCCGCCUUUGUCGGUGGCAAGAGCCAGCGCGCGCAUGAGCUCAAGGCAUGGGACGGUGUGGAGAACCUGAAGCUAAUGGAGGACGUUGCACUUGCAGCGAUCAGUGCCAUACCAGCUGGAAAGGUGUUGACAGACAAGGUCUCAGAUCUCUGA